GUCGGUGACCCAAAUAUUCUUAUCAGUUUUCGUAAUCAUACUUUUAUUUUAAUACCAUUAAAUACCUUGAUAGAAUUCCCUAAUCUUGAAUGAUUCGGCUCUUAGAAAAUAGCAAAUCAAUAAGCCCAAUAAAGUUGCUCUCAAAUAGUGUAUUAUGAAAGAAGAGAAUUAUUCAUUGCAGUUAUGGGUGCUGAAGUUAUGUUUAAAAAUUGUGUACCCAAAGUUCAAUAUUCACACAUUUCUUGUCUUCCUAGCUAUUAAGUACAGAUAUUAUUACCAUAAAGGUCUGUUAAGUCACAAAGAAAUGAAUAUCUAUAAAAUUAAAUGCCUUCCAAAAAACGUUACAAAGUCUCUUGUCAAGAAGCACGUUGAAGAGGAAAAUCUGUAUGUUCUCUCACACAAAUGUAUCAUUAUACCAACAGACCAGUUUAUACAAUUAAGUGUUGAAAAUUUCUUUUAUAAAGACAAUGGAGUGUUAUGGGUAAUUAUGAAACUAGCACCUGACAUGAAGAAAAGACUUAAAGAUAAAAACUACAGCAAAAAAGACAAUUUAAAAUAUAACCUCGACUUUAUAACAUCUGAAAUUCACAAGAAACUUUGGACAUGUUCCAAUCCAGAAGCUAUAGAGAGCGAAAGAAUUGUACCUCUGAUUGGAUCAAAUUAUGUGCAUACAGCUUACACUAAUGAGGAUGAAUUUUUAAGUAUAGCAUCCUCAUUUGGAUUAGGUGAACAGAAUGAUAUAGAAGUGUCAUUUCAUCCAAUUCCUUCAGUAGAAUAUUCACCAAAAAUCGCUGCCACUGCAGAAGUCAGUCUGAUAGUAAAUGAAUAUGAUCUGGAAAAUGAUUUUCUAAAAGAAGUGCUAAGCAACCACUUUGAAAUACCUAAAGUUGUAAGCCUAAAUGAUGUGAUAGGGAUAGAACUUACCCCAUGCAUAAUAUCCAAGUAUAGUUAUAAAUAUUUAGAUAUGAUAGAAUCUAUUAAAAAACUUUACUUCAUAUGUAGAAAACUUCAAGGUGAUGAGACUGAACCAAAAGUGAAAAGCAAAGUUAUAAAAGCAUAUUAUAUUGUUAAAGGAGUAACUCAAUUAACUCUGGGUGAGAACACACACACAAUGAAACCAAAAAAUGAAUAUUUUGAAAUAGAAAAUUCAGUAGGAAAUCUGUUUAAAUUACACUCUUGCCCUGAUGGUCUGAGACACAUUUUCAACCAAAUUCAAGAAGCUAUUAACCCAUUUUUAACAGGAGAAAUAGAUGAAUUAUCUGCCUCGCUGUCAAGUCCUAUUAUUCCAAUGUUGCUCCUCACAGGAUCUAUUGGCUCUGGAAGACAUUUGCUGGUGAAGACUUUGGCUAAGUGCAAUGGUCUCAACUCCUUACAUAUUGACUGUAAUAGUAUACAAAACUCUACGGCAAAGCAAACUGAAAGCAAGAUCAGCUCAAUGAUACAAAAAGCAAAAGCAGCUGCUCCUUCUAUAGUUUUGUUAGAUAAUUUUGAGGUUUUAGCAGUUGAUGCAGAAAACAAUGAAGACUUUAGAGUUAUGGAAUACUUUGUCACAGCGAUAACAGACUUGUAUGAAAACUACACAAAACAUCCAAUCAUAUUCAUAGCUGUAACUGAAAAAGUGGACUUGAAACCGAACAUGAUGAGAAUAUUUUUGGAAAAAUUUCACAUACCAACACUAAAUGUUGACCAAAGAUAUAAACUCUUACUAUGGUAUGCAUCAGCUAUGGGUUUUAUUGUAAGCGAUAAUAAUAAUACAAACCAAAAAUGUAUAGACAUUGGUAGCGAAGAAAGUUUACAUUUAAAUAGCUACCUAAAAGAUGUCUUAUAUAGAGUGGCAUCAAAGACUGAAACUUUUGUGUAUGGAGACUUGGAUACACUUAUUCACUUUGCAAUGAGGGAGUCUUAUUUGAAUCAGACUAAAGGAAGUUCCCUUAUAUCUAGUGAUCCUAAUUUGCGGCUUGUACAAGAAGAAGAUUUUAGCAAUGCUUUAGAAUGUAUGAGGAAACUACAAAGCCAACAUUUGGACGCGCCAAAAAUACCAAAAGUGUACUGGGAAGAUAUAGGUGGAUUGGAAAAACUGAAAAAGGAAUUAUUAAAAACUAUAGAAUUUCCAAUCAAAUUUCCAUAUCUAUUUAAAAAGUCUUCCCUAAAAAGAUCAGGUAUUUUGUUAUACGGCCCGCCCGGAUGCGGCAAGACCCUGGUUGCCAAGGCGGUCAGCACUGAGCUCAAUGUCAGUUUCAUGAGCGUCAAAGGCCCUGAGCUGCUCAAUAUGUAUAUCGGUCAAUCUGAGGAAAAUGUCCGGAAAGUGUUCGAAGCGGCGCGCGCAUCGUCCCCGUGCAUCGUAUUCCUCGACGAGCUGGACGCGCUGGCGCCGCGCCGGGGUGCCGCGGGCGACUCCGGCGGCGCUAGCGACAGGGUCGUGAGUCAGCUGCUGGCGGAGGUGGACGGGGUAUCCAGCGGCAAAGAUGCGGAUACAUCGAGCUUUGUGUUCAUAAUGGGCGCCACGAACCGGCCCGACCUGCUGGAGCAGUCGCUGCUGCGGCCCGGCCGACUCGACAAACUCAUCUACGUCGGCCCUUACACGGGACUCAGGGAGAAGACAUCCGUUCUCACUGCACUUUCUAGAAGUUACAAGUUCCGGCCAGAAGUCCAGCUGGAGGACGUGGCGGCCGCGCUGCCGGAGCGCUGCACGGGCGCAGACCUGCUGCAGGUGGUGGCGGUGGCGCGCCAGGCCGCCGUGCGCGCGCUCGUCGACAAGCUGCACGCAGGUCAGAUAAAAGAAGGUGAUCUCACCAGUGACUCAGUUUUAAUAGGUGUAACAGAGCUAUGCGAAGGAGUCAAAGCGUUCAGGCCGUCUGUCACAGAAGAAGAAUUAGCAUAUUAUGAAUCACUUCAAUCACAAAUGUAAUUUAUAAUCAGAAAACCUGUAAUAUAAAAUGAGCAAGCAAUAAACAGUUAUUGAUUACCAACAA
Molecule: messenger RNA, 2972 nt
Organism: Bicyclus anynana (squinting bush brown)
Lineage: Eukaryota; Metazoa; Arthropoda; Insecta; Lepidoptera; Nymphalidae
Product: peroxisome assembly factor 2
Exons: 10
Coding region: 155-2908 (917 amino acids)
Biological process (GO): protein import into peroxisome matrix
Cellular component (GO): peroxisomal membrane; cytosol
Molecular function (GO): ATP hydrolysis activity; ATP binding
Source: RefSeq, a predicted model, not a curated record